This is a messenger RNA of Arabidopsis lyrata subsp. lyrata, 1372 nucleotides long. Its product is annotated as pentatricopeptide repeat-containing protein At1g15480, mitochondrial. Gene Ontology annotation, molecular function: protein binding. Gene Ontology annotation, cellular component: mitochondrion. The coding region runs from base 262 to 1122 and encodes 286 amino acids. The transcript has 2 exons. Lineage: Eukaryota; Viridiplantae; Streptophyta; Magnoliopsida; Brassicales; Brassicaceae. The record is from RefSeq and is a predicted model, not a curated record.
CACGGAAACCCUAAGUUUUUAAUAGUUCUUCUCCAUAUCUGUAGAGAUGAUCAGGACGCAGAUUCUACAACGACGCUAAUCAUAGUAUAUAUCAACCAUUGUUUGACUCGUCGCUCCUACAAAACCGUAUCGGCUGUGAAGACGCAUUUAGAACGAUGGCGUGAACUAGGGGAUCAAGUGAAGCCGUCUUAUGUCAGAGGCCUCGUUGAAGAUUUUCGUUCCACCGAACAGUUUUCUAAAGCCCUUGAGGCAUCGGAGUGGAUGUGUGAACAAAGGGUCUUUAAUGUUUUUCCGGAGGAUUAUGCAGCUAGACUUAAUCUGGUUGAGACUGUACUUGGUUUGGAAGAAGCGGAGAAAUUUUUCGAAAGAAUCCCCGAAAACAUGAGGGAUUACUCUGUCUACGAAAAUCUCUUGAGAUCUUACACUAAAUCUGAGAAAACACUAGAUAAAGCUGAGGACACGUUUGAGAAGAUGAGAGAUCUCGGUUUCCUCUCGAAACCUUCCCCGUUCGACACUAUGAUUUCUCUCUACCGUAAACUCAAUAAACGAGAUAUGGUCAAGAAGCUUAAAUAUGAAAUGAUGGAAAACAAUGUGAAGAUCGAUAGACCCAUUGAGCUUAAUGUUUUGUCUAUAGUAAGCGAUUUUAAAAGAGACUAUCUGGACCCGUUAUGGAAUAAGUACAAGAAGGAAGGAAAGCUGAUGGAUGAUGAAUAUCGAAUUAGGAUUAGCUAUUUGUUGAAGCUGGAUGAUGUACAAGGAGCAGAGAAGAUAUAUCAAAAAUGGCAACCGACAGGACCGAAGCUGGAUAUGAGCGUACCAGGUUUGCUGAUUUCGCGGUUUCGUGCGGAAGGGAAUGAAUCCAAGGUUGAGGAAAUGGUUAAUUCGAUAAGAAUGAAGAGAAUUGUGAUGCAUUUGGCGACGUUAACACUACCUUUGAUCAAUUUGGGGUUGACUAUAGUCGUGCUUGCCAUUAUGGGUGCCAUUAUCACCGCCAUUGUUAAAUGCAAUGUGUGGCUCUUUCAACAGUAUCCCUUGUUAUGUGUGUUAUUUUGUGGGCAUAUCAUUCAAGAGUACCCCAUUUUGUUUGCUUCGAUUUUCUUUUGUAUAAUCAGUAGUUACUAGAUGAAAUCCUACCGCUUUUUACAUUUGAUUUUUGGGAAGAUUUAUUACAUUUAACAACCCAUAUUUGUUUUACUUUGAAAGAUAUUUAUAUUUACGUUGUGACUUGCAUAUACCAAGAAAAUCAAAGGAUGUAAUGUUGCUCAGCAAUCGCAGAGACCAAAAACUUGUAUCAGUUGAACACUCUUUACGGAAAAAAAAAAUCAAUGGAUGUCUAAUGUUUAAUAGACUACUAGAUAUGGACCCGUGCGUU